This is a messenger RNA of Poeciliopsis prolifica (blackstripe livebearer), 1805 nucleotides long. Its product is annotated as charged multivesicular body protein 4b-like. Gene Ontology annotation, biological process: late endosome to vacuole transport via multivesicular body sorting pathway; vesicle budding from membrane. The record is from RefSeq and is a predicted model, not a curated record. Gene Ontology annotation, cellular component: cytoplasmic side of plasma membrane; ESCRT III complex; multivesicular body. The coding region runs from base 132 to 803 and encodes 223 amino acids. Lineage: Eukaryota; Metazoa; Chordata; Actinopteri; Cyprinodontiformes; Poeciliidae. The transcript has 5 exons.
GCGGAAAGCGGAAGAAGGGAGUAAAACAACACCAGCGGCAGUUAGGAGAUCCUCGUUAGCUUCUCACAAAGUUCCGCUGGGUUGUGUGUGUUCACAGCCCAACAGGCGCAUUUUAAUCUGAAUCACACAAAAUGUCGCUGUUUGGUAAGAUAUUCGGCACCGGAGGAGGGAAGGGAGGAAAAGGACCGACUCCCCAGGAGGCGAUCCAAAAACUCCGGGAAACGGAGGAGAUGUUAGCCAAAAAACAGGAGUUUCUGGAGAAGAAGAUCGACCAGGAGCUGCUGACGGCGAAGAAGAACGGCACGAAAAACAAACGAGCGGCUCUCCAGGCCCUGAAGAGGAAAAAGCGCUAUGAGAAGCAGCUGGCCCAGAUAGAUGGGACGUUGUCCACCAUCGAAUUCCAGCGGGAGGCGCUAGAGAACGCCAACACCAACACGGAGGUGCUGAAGAACAUGGGCUUCGCUGCCAAAGCCAUGAAGGCCGCACAUGAAAACAUGGACAUCGACAAGGUGGAUGACCUGAUGGCAGACAUCACGGAGCAGCAGGAGCUGGCGCAGGAGAUCUCUGACGUCAUCUCCAGACCGGUGGGCUUCGGGGAAGAUUACGACGAGGAUGAGCUGAUGGCGGAGCUGGAGGAGCUGGAGCAGGAAGAGCUGGAUAAAAACCUGCUGGAGAUCGAGGGAACAGAAGACGUGUCUCUGCCCAGCGUCCCGUCCACGUCGCUUCCCUCUCAGCCAGCCAAGAAGAAGGUGGAGGAAGACGAGGACGACAUGGCUGACCUAGAGGCCUGGGCGGCCAACUGAGCAGGGUUUCCCUUGGAGAGCAGCAGGGGCUGUCGGCUGCUGAUGCUGCUUUGCGUCCCAGCUUCUCUUCCUCCUGAGUGACCUCUGACCUCUGCUCCCUCUGAGUGAAACAAAACAUCCUCCAGGAGCCUGCGGCUAGCCUGUGUUUGUGUGGAAAUGGUUUUGAUGUGUGUGUGACUGUGUGUGUGUGUGCGCAGCAGCAGGACCAGGCUUGUUUCACAGCAAUGUGAAGCAUCAACGCAUGUACAGAAAGUGGCGCAGCGGCGGCAGCCAUCUUGCUGCUCUCCAUGUUCCCGUCAGUCUGCUGCGCUGCAGAGAUGAUGAACCCGUUUCUGCUGAAUGUCUUGGGAACGUCGGAUCGGUACUGAACCGUGAUCCACACGUUACUGAGGGAGCAUUUGCUCCUGUUGCACAGCUGGAGUUUAAGUUUCCAUGAAACUUUCGCUGCUUCGCUUCAGCCACACCCUCGUCUUAUUUUCCUUAAGCAAUUUGGAAGAAAGCAUGAAAAAAUUUGCUCCCUUUCAAGAGUUUAAAUAAUCUAAAAUUUCACACACAUCUCUGAAACAGAUAUGUUGCACCAACCAACUGCUUAAAUUUUCUCUGUGCAUUUAGCUGCAGUGAUUUCAUCAACAACCAGGAAGAACACGCAGCGUUCCGCUCUGAGCUGCUGCUCUCCUCGCUGAGGAACCUCCCUCAGAUUGCUGAGGGAACCUCCUCAGAUUGCUGAGGGAACCUCCUCAGAUUGCUGAGGGAACCUCCUCAGAUUGCUGAGGGAACCUCCUCAGAUUGCUGAGGGAACUUCCUCAGAUUGCUGAGGGAACCUCCUCAGAUUGCUGAGGGAACUUCCUCAGAUUGCUGAGGGAACCUCCUCAGAUUGCUGAGGGAACCUCCUCAGAUUGCUGAGGGAACUUCCUCAGAUUGCUGAGGGAACCUCCUCAGAUUGCUGAGGGAACUUCCUCAGAUUGCUGAGGGAACCUCCUCAGAUUGCUGAGGGAACCUCCU